AUGGGGUUCACGUCGAUGCUCACUCUGCUCUUGACCCAUCCUUUGGAGUUCAAGACUUUGGUUCAAUUUUACUUAUACCAUGAACAAAAACGAGAUAUCACGUCCAUGCAAGAGUACCCGACGUCUGGAUGGGAUAGGAAGUCGAUGAGGCGUUGCUGGGAAUUUUUGGAUAAGACGAGUCGAAGUUUUUCUGCUGUGGUCAAGGAGUUGGAAGGUGACCUGGCCAGAAUUGUAUGCUUAUUCUACCUUGUGCUACGGGCACUAGAUACCAUUGAGGACGACAUGACGAUACCCGACGAAGUCAAGCAACCAAUAUUACGCUCAUUUCACGCAAAGACUGUUACGACUGGAUGGAAAUUCGACGGAAACGGGCCGGACGAGAAAGACCGUCAGCUCCUUGUCGAGUACGACACGGUGAUUGAGGAGGUCAACCGUCUGCCAACAGAAUAUAGAGCUGUUAUUCUUUCUAUCACGGAAAAGAUGGCUACUGGAAUGGCAGACUACGCCCACAAAGCAGCGACGACCGGUUCAAUCUACCUGGAGACGAUCGAAGAAUACGAUCUCUAUUGCCACUACGUCGCCGGUCUCGUAGGCGAAGGUCUUUCUGGUCUCUUCUCAGCGUCGAAGAAGGAAGCACCAUGGUUGAAGGACCAGCUUGAGCUGUCGAACUCGACUGGACUGCUCUUGCAAAAGACAAAUAUCAUUCGUGACUACCGCGAAGACGUUGAGCAGCAACGGUAUUUCUGGCCGAGGGAAAUAUGGGGGAAGAAGGAAUAUGGGUUCAAGGAGAUGAAAGAGAUGUACGUGUGGGAUGGACCUGAUGGGCAGAGCGUGAAGAAUCGGGCGAUGUGGGCGCAGAGCGGCAUGGUUGUUGAUGCCCUUCGACACGCUAUUGAUUCCCUUGACUAUCUACGGGUUCUCAAGAGUCAAAGCAUCUUCAACUUCUGCGCUAUACCCCAAACAAUGGCGAUGGCGACUCUGGAGCUCUGUUUCAUGAACCCAGCCAUGUUCCAACGAAACAUCAAGAUUCGCAAAGCUGAAGCUGCGUCUCUCAUCAUGCGCUCUACGAACCCAAGAGAAGUUGCGUACCUCUUCCGCGACUACGCACGUAGAAUCCACGCGAAAGCCGUGCCUGAAGACCCGAACUUCCUUCGCAUUUCUAUCGCCUGUGGAAAGAUCGAGCAGUGGUGUGAACACCACUACCCAUCCUUCGUCAGCAUCGUCCAAUCCACCGCGGGCUCCGGUCCAUCCCCUGUCUUCAACGAAAGCGAUGCCCGCACACGCAUUGUCCACCUCACAGACGCGCAGGACCAAGCGCUCUCGAGGAAGAAACGCGAAGAGGAUAUCCGCAAUGGGCUCAAACCCGAUGCAGUUGCGCGCCACGCUGAACAGGGUAGCCCAUGGGAGUUGUAUUUACGGAACAGCUUUGGCUAG
Pleurotus ostreatus (oyster mushroom) is the source of this 1434-nucleotide messenger RNA. RefSeq names its product bifunctional farnesyl-diphosphate farnesyltransferase/squalene synthase. Gene Ontology annotation, biological process: ergosterol biosynthetic process; farnesyl diphosphate metabolic process. Lineage: Eukaryota; Fungi; Basidiomycota; Agaricomycetes; Agaricales; Pleurotaceae. Gene Ontology annotation, molecular function: squalene synthase [NAD(P)H] activity. The transcript is spliced from 5 exons. Bases 1 to 1434 code for a protein of 477 amino acids. Gene Ontology annotation, cellular component: endoplasmic reticulum membrane. The record is from RefSeq and is a predicted model, not a curated record.